This is a messenger RNA of Gaeumannomyces tritici R3-111a-1, 1405 nucleotides long. RefSeq lists its product as hypothetical. NCBI's taxonomy places the organism in Eukaryota, Fungi, Ascomycota, Sordariomycetes, Magnaporthales, Magnaporthaceae. Gene Ontology annotation, biological process: mitochondrion organization; lipid homeostasis. Gene Ontology annotation, cellular component: mitochondrial outer membrane. The coding region runs from base 206 to 1234 and encodes 342 amino acids. The transcript is spliced from 2 exons. The record is from RefSeq and is a predicted model, not a curated record.
CACCAAAAUCAGCACCCACUCGGCGUGCAGCCAUUGAGAAGAGCUCCCAACAACAAAUCCAAGGGCCUCGAGGCAUUGUCCACCCUCCACCGAACGCCCGUUGGAGGCCGACGAGACCGGACCCGAGAAGCAAAAUUCAAACCUUCAGCCCUCCCUCUGCGGCAAAAAAGGUGGCAGCGAAACCAUCAGACGCCAACCACAAGCCAUGGACCGGUACUCGAGGUCCUUGCGCCGGAGGGCGUCCCAGGACACCAUCUUCUCCAUGCUGGAGCUCGAGCCGUCGCCCAUGGACGUCGAGACCGACCUGCCCGACCUGCCCGAGAAGGACAGCGCCAGCGCCGCGUCGACAAGAUCCAGGGGCGCCAGCUCAGGCAGCACCACCGCCUCGCUAGGCCUGAGCGGCACCGGCCAAGGUCCAGUAUGGUACUUGACACGGGUCCAGCGCUGGUCCUCCUAUACCUUCACCAUCUUCGCCUCGGUCCACUUCGCCACCACGUCGCUAGUGCCGCUGCUCACGCGGUCCGUCGCCGCGUCCGAGUCGUACCUCCUCCUCUCUCGCGAGAUCUACCAGACGCGCCUGUCGGAGCCCCUCCUCGUCGCCGUCCCUCUGGCCGCCCACGUGGCCGCGGGCAUCGCGCUCCGCCUCGUGCGCCGCUCCCAGAACCUCCAGCGCUACGGGGGCGCCACGCCCGCCAUGCUGCCGCAGCACCACGCUUCGGCCGCCGGCAAGCAAACACACCCUCACCACAACCACCACCGCUACAGCCCCUGGCCGGCCGUGUCGACGACGGCGCUGGCGGGCUACGGCGCGUGCGGGGCGGUCCUGGCGCACGCCGGGGUCAACCGCGUGCUGCCGCUGCUGGCCGAGGGCGACAGCGCCGACGUGGGGCUCGCCUUUGUCGCGCACGGCUUCGCGCGCCACCCGGCGCCGUCGUGGGCCGCCUACGCCGCCCUCGUCGGGCUGGGCGUCGGCCACGCCGUCUGGGGCUGGGCUCGCUGGCUGGGCGUCGGCCAGGCCGCGUCGUGGUCCGGCACUGUUGUUAGCCGCUCCGAGAUGGUGGACGGCCGCGUCCGCAAGCGCAGGAGGAGGUCAUGGCUGCUCGUCAACGCCCUGGCCGCCUCGGCCGCCCUGCUGUGGGCCGCCGGCGGCCUGGGCGUCGUCGCAAAGGGCGGCCUGACGCCCGGCUGGGUCGGGGACCUAUACGACGGCCUGUAUCAGAGGGUGUACCUGUGAUGGAGGGUUGGAUCGAUGGUGGUUGCAUUACACCGAGGUUAUUGGGUUUUAUAGAGCAAGCAAUGUACAUAUCGAUUCGUCAGAGCGACGGCGGCCAAAUAAAAGAUGCAGAUCCCGGGAACACGCUAGGCCCGGUGGCGUCCCAACGCAAAGCAAUAAUCAUCGCAUCAG